GACAGAGCGAGAAGGAAGAAGGAGCGGAUUUGCGUGUGUGUAUUUUUUUUAAAGCCAUUCCUGCUUAUCCCUGCCAAUGGCAUUUUCCAGAAACUGCAGAAGCAGGGGGCUGCAGCCCAGGCCAGUCGGAGAGGGGACUGGGGGGUGGUGGUGGCUGAGAUAAUCAGUCGCUGCACCCUGCCUGGGUGUGUGAGUGUGUGUGAUGGGGCGCGUGCAGCGUGUGUCAGUUUCACUCCCUCCAGCUCUGACUCCGGAGUGCAUCUGUGCGUAGAUUUAUUUAUUUUUGGAGCAGCAGGAGGAGGGGGGUCGCAGCCCUACCCGCUCGCCGCUGAAUUCGGGACCCAGGAGUGGCGGGGGAAGGCGCGGGGAGAGGCGAUCCACCAGGCGAUGCUGGGGGCUGCGCUCCCUUCUCUCCCACCGGCGCCCUGAGUGGGUUUGACCCCCGGCCGGGAGGUGGGGAGAGCCGCGGCGAGCGAUGCUGGGGAAGUUUGGGAAGAAUUAGAGGGAAAUGGGUGGCCCCGGACCUGCCGCGGCUUGUCCUUGCCAGGCUCAUGCCGGAGCGGAUUACAAAUGAGAGGCAUGGACCGCACGACAUGGACCGCGGGGACCUGAGCGGGUAGAGCUCGAAGCAGCUUCUCUUAGGUUGCACAGUCACUAUGAACAAUGGCCCAGCUAUACUACAAAAAGGUAAACUAUUCACCAUACAGAGACCGGAUCCCAUUGCAGAUUGUGCGAGCAGAGGCAGAGCUCUCGCUGGAAGAGAAGGCCUAUCUCAUUGCUGUGGAGAAGGGGGACUAUGCCAGUGUGAAACAUGCCUUGCAAGAGGCUGAAAUCUACUACAACAUCAACAUUAACUGUAUGGAUCCUCUCGGACGCAGUGCCCUUUUAAUAGCCAUAGAGAAUGAAAACCUGGAGAUCAUGGAGUUACUGCUGAGCCACAGUAUUUACGUGGGAGAUGCUCUGUUGUAUGCAAUACGGAAGGAGGUGGUUGGAGCGGUGGAGCUGCUUCUGAGUUACAGGAAGCCAAGUGGUGAAAAGCAGGUCCCUACCUUGAUGAUGGACACCCAGUUUUCAGAAUUCACCCCUGAUAUCACCCCAAUAAUGUUGGCGGCCCACACCAACAACUACGAAAUCAUCAAACUGCUUGUCCAAAGACGGGUAACAAUACCGCGCCCCCACCAGAUCAGAUGCAACUGCGUGGAAUGUGUCUCCAGUUCCGAGGUGGACAGCCUGAGGCAUUCCAGGUCAAGGCUGAACAUCUACAAAGCCUUAGCCAGCCCUUCGUUGAUUGCCUUAUCGAGUGAGGACCCGAUUUUGACAGCCUUCCGGCUGGGCUGGGAGCUGAAGGAGCUCAGCAAAGUGGAGAAUGAGUUCAAGGCUGAAUACGAAGAGCUUUCCCAGCAGUGCAAACGUUUUGCUAAGGACCUUUUGGACCAGGCACGGAGCUCCAGGGAACUGGAGAUCAUUCUCAACCACAGGGAUGAUCAGAGCGAGGAGCUGGAUCCCCAAAAAUGUCAUGAUUUGGCAAAGCUAAAGGUAGCAAUAAAGUAUCAUCAGAAAGAGUUUGUUGCUCAGCCAAACUGCCAGCAGCUGUUAGCGACACUUUGGUACGACGGUUUUCCAGGAUGGAGGCGGAAACACUGGGCAGUCAAGCUCUUGACCUGCAUCACCAUUGGACUGCUAUUUCCUGUGCUUUCUGUGGCAUAUUUAAUCGCACCUAAGAGCAGGCUGGGACUGUUCAUUAAAAAGCCAUUUAUAAAGUUUAUCUGCCACACCGGUUCUUACCUAACCUUCCUCUUCAUGCUACUUCUGGCAUCGCAGCACAUUGUCAGGACUGAUCUCCAUGUGCAGGGGCCACCUCCCACCGUCGUUGAAUGGAUGAUCCUACCCUGGGUUCUAGGUUUUAUUUGGGGAGAAAUCAAGGAGAUGUGGGAUGGUGGAUUCAAUGAGUAUGUACAUGACUGGUGGAAUCUGAUGGACUUUGCAAUGAACUCACUCUACCUUGCAACUAUCUCCUUGAAAAUUGUUGCUUAUGUCAAGUAUAAUGGUUCUCGUCCAAGGGAGGAAUGGGAAAUGUGGCACCCGACACUCAUUGCAGAAGCUCUCUUUGCAAUAUCCAACAUUUUAAGUUCCUUGCGUCUCAUAUCCCUGUUUACAGCAAACUCCCACCUGGGCCCCUUGCAGAUCUCUCUGGGACGCAUGCUGCUAGACAUCCUCAAAUUCCUUUUUAUCUACUGUCUGGUGCUUCUGGCUUUUGCCAAUGGACUGAACCAGCUUUAUUUUUAUUAUGAGACCAGUGCCUCGGAGGAACCCAACAACUGCAAGGGGAUCCGAUGUGAGAAACAGAACAAUGCCUUCUCCACACUUUUUGAGACCCUCCAGUCGCUCUUCUGGUCCGUGUUUGGUCUGUUGAAUCUCUACGUCACCAACGUGAAGGCUAGGCAUGAGUUCACGGAGUUUGUCGGGGCCACCAUGUUCGGAACGUACAAUGUCAUCUCCCUGGUCGUGCUGCUGAACAUGCUCAUAGCCAUGAUGAACAACUCCUACCAGCUCAUUGCUGACCACGCGGAUAUUGAGUGGAAGUUUGCACGGACAAAGCUGUGGAUGAGUUACUUUGAUGAAGGUGGCACUCUGCCACCUCCAUUUAAUAUUAUUCCAAGUCCCAAGUCAAUCUGGUACCUUUGCAAGUGGAUCCACAAUCAACUGUGCCCAGACAUGGACUCUGAGGAUGAACAGAAGAGGCAUGAAAACCUAAAAACAUUCACAGAACGGCAUGCUGACAACCUGAUUCAGAAUCAACAUUACCAGGAAGUGAUCAGAAAUCUAGUGAAAAGAUAUGUUGCAGCAAUGAUACGAAAUUCCAAAACCAACGAGGGAUUAACUGAAGAAAAUUUUAAGGAAUUAAAGCAGGACAUAUCUAGCUUUCGCUAUGAAGUUCUUGACCUCUUGGGAAACAGGAAACCCCAGAGGAGAAGUUACUCUACGAGCAGCACAGAGGUCUCCCAAAAGGAUGAAACCAACGAGGAUGGUGCUGGAGAAAAAGCUAAAGCCAAGAGUGUUUCUUUCAAUAUAGACAACAAGAAAAAAGAUUUCAAUGUGUCAGCUCUGAUUAAAACUAUGUCUGGGAUCGAAAUUGUGGAAGAGAAACCAAAAAGCAACGGAAUAAAUAAGCGCUCUUUCGUCCGAAACGGGAAUAGGGUUCAGAGACUUUCGAGCUCCAAGAAAGAGUCUUUCAAAAGACUGGGUCUCCUCUUCUCGAAGAUGAAUGGACAUGUGCCUGAGCCAAAUUCAGAGCCUAUGUACACUAUUUCAGAUGGAGUUAUUCAGCCGCAUUACAUGUGGCAAGACAUUAAAUAUUCUCAGAUCGAUAAAGAGAGAGAAGAGAACUGUUCCAAAAGUGAAAUUAACCUCAAUGAGGUGGACUACAGUGGGAACAUGAGACUUACUGGACAGAGCAAGGAAUGUCCUAUGGUUUGUACCAGCUCUCUUCACUGUGCUUCCAAUAUUUGUUCCUCUAAUUCCAAACUUAUAGACUCCACCGAGGAUGUGUUUGACUCCUGGGGAGAGACCUGUGACUUGCUUAUAAACCAGUGGAAAGAUGGGCAGGAAGAUCAUAUUACAACUCGGCUAUAAGUAAAGCUAUUUAACACCUGCUAGAGAACAUAGCUAAAUAUUUGUAAUUGUUUGCUAUCACCGAUGAUUCAGAAUCAGGAUUCCCUUUCGGUCCCUAGCAUCGGGUGUAGAACUCUAGUUAUUUUAGCCUGUUUUAUAGCCACCUUUACCACAUUUUUUUAUUUGCUUUUUUACACUCACCGAUGCUGAACUAUUUACCAGUUUGGGCCAAUUUUAAGGAUGUUCAAUACUAAGCAGCAGAGGUGCAGAUUGCUGUUCCCUACCAAUUGUUAUGCUUAGCCUGUAUGCGCUUACUGUAACUCCCAAGGUUCUUUUACUGAUGCAGAUCAAGUCUUCAGAUCCCAUAAACCUCAGACAUUUUGGUGGCAGAGUAAAGGACCUGUAUAGUUUCUUUCCUAAUCCAAACUAUCUGGUUGUCAGAGACAGAUGUUGCCUCCUGAUUCAAUGGGUGCAGUGAUUGGGGGGGAGAAAGUAGGGGGAUCAUAGUAGACCUAGGCCUUUGAGGGUCGCUGUUCUUCCUGCAGGAACGGGAGGUGGGGAGGAGAUCGGGAGUCAAAGAGGGCCGGGGGGGGGUCAUUUCUCUCCCCACGGGAAUGGGAGAAGUCAAAGGCCUAGGGGGGUUGCUUCCUCUCCAUGGGGACUGGGGGGCCUCUGCUAUGUAUGCAGCCUGGGGGCUGGUCCAGCCUCUCCUUGAGCUCCAGCCCCGCUGCUGGUGGGAGCUGUAUCCCUGACCCAGUCACCUUGGGCCUCAUCCAAAGUGAGAUCUGGAUUUGGCCAGGGUAGGUGAGUCACUCCCUGCACUAUCAAUGGCAAGCACAAAAUCCGAGUGGGUCUGUGAACCUGUGUACCAGGUCACACCACCCCCGACUCAAAUUUGUCCCAGUCACCCCCUUAUUACCAAGGGGGGCUGCCGGGCCAAACCUGAACUGAGGGCCCUGAAGAAGUGCCCCCAGUGCACACCAGUUCAUCUGGGCCUCAUUUUUGUGGGUGCAGUGGAACUCAUGGACCUCUGCUCAAGCCACCAUUGCUGCAUGUUGCACAUUCUCCUCAUUUCACUGCUCCACGGUACCAGCUAGUGAAAAGUAGCUUAACUGGAGACUAAGAGCCAAACUGGAAGAAUUGUCAGAAGGGGUUUCCACUUAUAACUGGCCUUUUUCUUUUUUAAGCAAUACAGCCUCUGAUUAUUUCACUUGUGUGUGUUUUUAAGGUUGUACAUUAUAGUCUCAAUGUAAACUAUUACUGAAAUGAGAAAAGUUUAUCAGCCAGUUACCAUCUUCUAUUAAGUUACGUGCUCUGCUUAUAUUGAUCUUAUUUUUCGUUUAUCAGAUACAUUUAGUAAUCUGCUAUCCCUCUCAUUAGAAGUAGAGUUACUUACCCCUUUUACACUGAAAGAGAAAUUGAGGGACUGGCAUAGUUAUAGGGCUCUGCAUAAAGAUGGGACUGAACUACAAUCCAAGAUCCAAACAUCCCUGCCUGUGUUUGAAAUACAACCCGCCAUCUGAAAUUUAAAAAUGGCUCCUAUAUCUUUGUAAUGGGUUGCACCAAAGCCCCACAUCUGAGCCGCCCUGAAUCUCUUGCUGUUUGAAAUUCAGAUCUGAAUUUUGUGGUUUCAGCCCAUCUCUAGUGCUGCCUUAACUUUUUGUUAUCUACAGAUUUUUCAGUCUGGGAUGGUACAAUGUUUUAGGCAGAAAACUGAUCUCCUGCUGUGCUAUCAAGCGCUAAGAAAGAACAUCUGCCUUGUUUUCAUUAAUUGCAUUCCUUAAAACCAGCCUUUGAACUUUGCCCAUUGCAGGUUCUAUUCUAGCGGCACCAAAAUGGAACACGGCAGUAGAUAUCCCUUAGUAUUUGUUUCCAGUAGUGCUACAGUAUGCUAGGUGCUGUGUAAGCAUAAAGGAUGGUACUGUCCCCGCCCCAAACAGCUUCACAGCCUUAAGGAGACACACAGACGAAGGGGAAGGGAUGUAAUACAACAUACAGUUGAUGAAGAUGGUGAUUCUGAUAGCGCAGUGCUUGAUAACAGAACUUUCUUGGUUGUUGCUGCUGAGAUAUGUAGACUAGCACCAAUCACCCCUCUCCCGUGCCAUUAGUCAGUUGCUUUCUUACAGGAAUCACGGUGGAAGUAGACCUGCAGGAGGAUAUUAAGGCCUUGGCUACACUUGGGGAUUCACAGCGCUGCCGUGGCAGCGCUGUGA
This is a messenger RNA of Chrysemys picta bellii (western painted turtle), 5825 nucleotides long. RefSeq names its product transient receptor potential cation channel subfamily C member 5 (gene TRPC5). Gene Ontology annotation, biological process: regulation of cytosolic calcium ion concentration; calcium ion transmembrane transport. NCBI's taxonomy places the organism in Eukaryota, Metazoa, Chordata, Testudines, Emydidae. The record is from RefSeq and is a predicted model, not a curated record. Gene Ontology annotation, molecular function: protein binding; inositol 1,4,5 trisphosphate binding; store-operated calcium channel activity. Gene Ontology annotation, cellular component: plasma membrane; cation channel complex.